Mus musculus (house mouse) is the source of this 990-nucleotide messenger RNA. It is a transcript of the gene Ak6, whose product is annotated as adenylate kinase 6. Gene Ontology annotation, cellular component: nucleus; cytoplasm; nucleoplasm. NCBI's taxonomy places the organism in Eukaryota, Metazoa, Chordata, Mammalia, Rodentia, Muridae. Gene Ontology annotation, biological process: ribosomal small subunit biogenesis. The record is from RefSeq and is marked validated. Gene Ontology annotation, molecular function: ATP hydrolysis activity; AMP kinase activity; ATP binding. The transcript is spliced from 5 exons. Bases 76 to 594 code for a protein of 172 amino acids.
UUUCCGGUUCCUCCCUGGCAAGCGCGUCGGGGCGGGCGCGUGAGCGGAGGCUUUGGCUGCAGGGGAAGGAGGACUAUGAAGCUUCCGAAUAUCCUGCUCACCGGUACACCAGGGGUUGGAAAAACCACACUAGGCAAAGAACUUGCAUCAAGAUCAGGCCUGAAGUACGUUAACGUGGGAGAUCUAGCUCGAGAAGGGCAGUUAUACGACGGCUACGAUGAGGAGUAUGGCUGUCCCAUUCUAGAUGAGGAUAGGGUUGUCGAUGAGUUAGAGCAUCAGAUGCAGGAGGGCGGUGUGAUUGUGGAUUACCACGGCUGUGACUUCUUCCCCGAACGCUGGUUUCAUAUAGUGUUUGUGUUGAGAACAGAUAAUGGUGUAUUGUAUAAACGACUUGAAACAAGGGGUUAUAAUGAGAAGAAACUACAAGACAAUAUUCAGUGUGAGAUUUUUCAAGUUCUUUAUGAAGAAGCCAUAGCAUCUUACAAAGAAGAAAUCGUGCAUCAGCUGCCCAGUAAUGAACCAGAACAGCUCGAGGACAAUAUCAACCAAAUCUCAAAAUGGAUUGAGCAGUGGGUCAAAGAUCAUAACCCUUAACUUAGACACUGGCUAGCCAGGCACCACCUCCGUCCAUCGUCCCAGAUCUUAGGAGGCAGCAGCUGGUCUACACAGUGAGUUCUAGGCCAGCCAGGGCUGCACAGUAAGGCUCUGUUUCAAAGGGAAAAAAGAAAAAGAAAAAAAGCCUGGCUACCGUCACUCAGUCCACAUAGUAGGAACACGGGAGGAUGAGCAGAAGAAAGCUUGUGUCGCAGCUCUAGCUGCUGCCUGGAUUUCUUUUUCUCCGUGAGAAACCUUACACAAUCUCAGAUAUGAAUAUAACUUAUUAAAGAUUAAAAGUUGUCUUCAAAUUGAAUUGAUAAUAAAUCUGGUCAAUGGAUACACAUCUCUUUAAUAGUAGGUGAUCUCUUAGAUAAAAAUGGAAAAUUAAAGAUA